AGUGACGCAGAGACUAUUAUUAAUAAAUAUCAAAUGUCAUUUUCAAUAAGUUUUAACGAAACAUUAAUAGAAAAUCCUUUUAGUUAUAAUAUCUAUUUCUCAACAGUUAACUUUCAUGUUAUGCCGACAAGUUUAAAUAUAAUGUCAUCCAAUCUAUUUCAGUAUUAUUCAAAUUGAAUGUUAAAACAAAUUGAAACUAUGAAUCAACCAAUAAUUAUACCAAAAAAGAGUAGCAAAUAAAUCAGAGAUUUCUUUGAUAUUUUGUAUUAUUUCGAUGUUUUACCAUUAUCAUUAUUUAAUUUUAUUGAUAGUAUUAUUGGAAUUGUAUUUAUUGGAAUUCUUAUUUUACCCAUAGCACAAGAACGUUUAAAUCAUUCGAAAGAUUUGCAAUUGUUAACAAAUUUACCUAAAAAACUUUAUUGGUUCUCCAAUAUAAUAUUUGAUACAUGUUUAUGUCUUAUACUUUCAAGUCUUUUAACAAUUAUUCUUAAGAUUGGUUCAAUAAUUAAUUCAAAUCCUCAAUCUGAAGUCCAGAUUUAUAGAAAUAUUGAACAAAUUGGAUAUUAUUUUUUAAUAAUUUUAAUGUUUUCCCUAGCUUCAAUACCAAUGAUUUAUGUUUAUUCAUUUAUUCAAAAAUCUGAGUUUGUUGGUUUUACUACAUUUUUUAUUAUAAACAUAUUGGCUUGUUUGGCUGAUAUGACUUUUCAUUUGCUUUCAGUAGUUAAACAAAUACAAGUAAAAAAUGCUACAAAUAUAAUUAAUUUAUCAAACAUUAUGAAUCAAAUGACUUGGGUUAUAGCAGUACUUUUUCCAUGUGUAAAUUUCAAGCGUUCAUUAUAUAAUAUUCGUUUAAAAUCAGAUAAAUAUUGUACUUCCGUAUAUAGUUCAGUGAUGUUUACUAAUUAUUCUUUAGACAAUUCAUGGAUGUCAAUUCACGAGCCAGGCAUUGGAAUUUUAUUUAUUAUUUUUUCUUGUCAAAUUAUAUUUUGGUACUUUAUUUUGAUUUUAAUUGAAAACCGAAUUUUAUUCAAAGGAAUUUAUCAUAAAUAUUGGAAGAACAAGGAAACAGGGAUAACAAAAUCAAACCAAUGGAAUAAUACAAAUUUAGAUGAAGACGUACGAAAUGAACGUGAAUUAAUCAUAAAUAACAAUAUUGUAUUGAAUGCAUCAACUAUCUUUGUUCGUGACCUUGUACAAGAAUUUAAAAAACGAAAAGAAAAAUCAAUACAUCGACAAUCUUGCACAAUUAUUGAUCAUUUGAAUUUUUAUGUUCCAAAACAAUCAUGUUUUGGUUUAUUAGGAGCAAAUGGUGCUGGUAAAACAACAUUAUUUCGAAUGUUAAUUGGCGAAUCGACACCUGUGUCUGGGGAUAUAUUUAUCAAUGGGGAAAAUAUUAAUAGAAUAAAAGAAAAUAUUGAUAUUGGUUAUUGCCCACAAUUUAAUUGGCUUAUAAAUAAUUUAACUGUUAUUGAAACAAUAGUUUUAUUUGCAAGAUUAAAAGGAUUCAAAUGGACAGAGAUAUCUCAAUUAUGUAGUCAUAUGUUAAAAAUGUUUGAUCUUGAUUUAUAUACAAAUAAACAAAUACAAGAACUUAGUGGUGGAAAUAAACGAAAAGUUAGUACACUGUUAGCAUUCAUGGGUAAAUCAAUGAUUGUACUUUUAGAUGAACCAACUACGGGUUUAGAUGCAUUUGCGAAGCGAAAAUUAUGGAAUAUUAUUCGAGCAGCACAUUAUCUUAAUAGAACUGUUAUUUUAACAAGUCAUAGUAUGGAAGAAUGCGAAGCAUUAUGUACAAAAAUUGGAAUUAUGAAAUCAGGACAAUUAAUGUGUUUGGGAAAUUUACAAAAAUUAAAACAACGUUUUGGAAAUGGAUACCUUAUACAAGUUCAGUUGUCGUUUGAUUCAAUUGAAAGAUUUAUAGAAGACUUAUUAUUUACUUUUCCUCGAACUGAAAUUCAAAAACGAUAUAAUGGAACAUUAUUUUGUACAAUACCAUUUCUUACAACGAAUGAGAAUCGUAUAAAGUUGUCGCUCAUAUUUCGAUGGUUUUAUAAGAAAAAGAAACAGCAAUUAAUUCAUACUUUUGCAAUAAAAGGGCCAACACUUGAAGAAAUAUUUAUUCGUUUAGUUGGAGAAAAUCGAGUGGCAAUGGACAUUGAUUCUAAUGAAGUUAUAAAUACUUAUUUGUGA
Adineta ricciae is the source of this 2190-nucleotide messenger RNA. Lineage: Eukaryota; Metazoa; Rotifera; Eurotatoria; Adinetida; Adinetidae. The record is from the annotation of a GenBank genome assembly.